Esox lucius (northern pike) is the source of this 6888-nucleotide messenger RNA. RefSeq names its product zinc finger protein 407 (gene znf407). The record is from RefSeq and is a predicted model, not a curated record. NCBI's taxonomy places the organism in Eukaryota, Metazoa, Chordata, Actinopteri, Esociformes, Esocidae. The coding region runs from base 165 to 5606 and encodes 1813 amino acids. Gene Ontology annotation, cellular component: nucleus. Gene Ontology annotation, molecular function: zinc ion binding; nucleic acid binding. Gene Ontology annotation, biological process: regulation of gene expression. The transcript is spliced from 10 exons.
GUGACGUAUGGUACGUGCUACGGUACGCCACUUGUGACCAAGGGAGAAAAGCGCGGACACUGAGAAUACUCUGGAAAUUUUAGGAAGAGGAUCAUAACUUAAUUGAUUGCUGAAACCAAGUCCAAUUUCCUUUUCUCAUGUAAAGGCAUCAGGAAGUGUCUAACAUGGACAGAGAAUUACGGUUGGGGAAGAAGAUUAACGGGGACAGGGUGCCUCACCGUGAGGCCACAGGAAGUGACUCCAACAAGGAUAUCGAGAGUGGUGGAAAACCUUCCCCAGUGAAGAGGCCCGGGCCCAGUGAUGUCAGAGCUGACAGCACAGGAGGAAAUGAGGACACUGGUGGAGAGGUGGCUGAAGAGCAGGAGUCAGAUGGGCCCCCUCGUGCUGAGGCGAUCGUUACCUUUGAGACAGGUGACAGUUGUACUUGCUCAGUUUGUGGCUUUGUGGCCAAAACCCCAACCGCAUUGAAGAUUCACUCAAAAAGGAAGCAUACUGGUAAAGGGAAGAGCAGGAGUGUGAACUCAGCCGAGGUACACAUCGAAAUAGAUGGCCCCAAAGCAGGGGCAGCAGCACAGAGUUCAAAUGACAAAUUGGCCAGAGGCACAGAAGAGAAAAUGAACGGCGGUGAGAGGGAAAAGGAGAAUGCAGGUAGACAGAGCCAGGGGGCAGAGACAGGGGACUUAGAGGGGGAGGUGACAACAAAAACCAAAGAGAAAAUAGCUGAGAAACAAGAGACAGAGUCAGAGUGUUUGAACAGGGAGAUUACUACUAUAGCUACAGGUGAGAUUGCAGAAGAGGAGCCAGAACAGACCCCCAGUAAGAGAGAAGUAGGUAAACAGAGCUCCAAACCAAAAACCAUGCAUCCGUGCAGCUACUGCGGUCACGAGUUUAGGGACAAGCCCAGCCUGGACACACACAUCAAGAGACGUCACACCAAAGAGAUGAAUCACUUCUGCGAAUUCUGCUCGUAUGCCUGCGUGGCGAAGUGUGACUACGAGAAGCACUGUCUUAGCAACAAGCACAAUAAACGACUGUCCUUAAGCAGGGAGACCUCCGCCCUCCCAAUGCCCCCGGGCGAGAAGGCGGCUGACCCGGCCCUGAACCCAACUGCUUACACCCGGGCGUCCAAGCGCGGGUUGGGUGCCCGGUUCCAGCUGCAGUGCGGGAGCUGUGAAUUCAGGGUCAGCACCUCCGCCCUGCUGGAGAGCCAUGCUCGGCUGAAGCACCAUGGCGCACAUCGUUUCCGCUGUAAUGUCUGCCACUACUACACCGCCACGUCCGAGUGGAUGGACACGCACGUGUCCUCGGAGGGCCAUCGGCGCACGGCCGAGGUGAAAAACUCUGGGUGCUCCUCCGAGGAGUGUGUCGAGAAGGUGAGCGUGGAUUCGGUCCGCGACGACAUGCUGACGGAUGACGUGUCUGUCUGGGUCAUUGGAAACGACGGGGAGCUGCGCCCCGAUGUGAACAGUGACGCCGUGGAGGCUGCCAAAUCCGCCCUAGAGAACAUGGAUGAGCACAUGGACGAUAGAAGCCCCCUGAAGAGAAGGAGAGGUCGACCCAAGGGACUCACCUCAACUACUUGUGAAUACUGUGGCCUUGUUGCCUCCAAUAGUACCAACCUAAGCGUGCAUAUUCGUCGUAAGCACAGCCGGCAGUACAGCUACACCUGCAAGCUUUGUUCUUAUAACUGUGUGACGAAAGGCGACAUGGACCGACACUGUCUCACAAAGAAGCACCUUAAACGCGUAGGGGACGCUAGCAGUGAUGGCGAAGUGGACCUGGAGACACCAGUGCAGAUCUUAAGUGCAGAGUCGGGUUCUCAGGUCACAGAGGGUGAGGUUGUACUCGUGGAUCGUCCGGUCGAUGCAGUAUGCAAGGUAGAUGAGGGGGGCACGGCUGAAGCAGAGGAGCAAGGCGGGGACAGAGCACAAUCCGGCAGCCCCAAAAAGAGCAAGUACGACGCCGUCAACUCCUGCGGCCACUGCAGCUUUGUCGCUCAUUCAAUUCCCUCCCUGGAACUCCACGUGAAGAGGAGACAUACCCGGGACUUUGAGUUUGUGUGCCUGGCGUGUAGCUACUACGCUGUCACUCGCCGAGAGAUGUCUCGCCACGCUGCCACUGAUAAGCACAAACAGAAGAGCCAGGUCUACCUGGAGAGUUUUAUGGAGAAAGACCUGCCCCAGCCAGAGGAGGAGUCCAUGGAGCUGGGGAGCAGUGCUGACCCUGCCGAACACAUCACUAAUCACACUGACCAUCCCCACCCUUCAGGACCCCCAAAUAUGGAUGUAGAGCAUACUAACCUCACUGAGACAGAGCAUACUAACAUCACACAGACAGAGCAUACUAACAUCACACAGACAGAGCGUACUAACAUCACUGAUACAGAGCAUACUAAUAUCACGGAUACAGAGUUUACUGACAUCACAGAGAAAGAGUGUACUAACAUCACACAGACAGAGUGUACUAACAUCACACAGACAGAGUGUACUAACAUCACACAGACAGAGUGUACUGAGUGUACUAACAUCACACAGACAGAGCGUACUAACAUCACACAGACAGAGCGUACUAACAUCACACAGACAGAGCAUACUAACAUCACGGAUACAGAGUUUACUGACAUCACAGAGAAAGAGUGUACUAACAUCACUGAAACAGAGCAUACUAGCAUGCCUGAAAUGGAGCAUCCUAACAUCACAGACACAGGACAUCCUAAACCCAUCAAUACAGCGCUUCCUAACAUCUCAGAUAGAGAGCAAUGUAACAUCACAGACACAGAGCAUCCUAACACCAUUAAUACAGAACAUUCUAUCACCACAGAGCAUCCUAACAUCACAGAUGCAGAACAAACUAACACUAUUGAUAAACCACUUUCUAACAAAAAUGAAACAGAGCAUCCUAACAUUACAGAAACAGAGCAAUCCACAGACCAGACCAGCCCAACCCACAGAUAUAUAGACCAGCCAAUAGACACCCCUACAGACCAACCUAUUAACACCAAUUCCGACCAGCCCACAGACACAGAGCAGUCCACAGACACAGAGCAGCCCACAGACACAGAGCAGUCCACAGGGAAAGAGCAAAUAACCCCUGACCCCUCACCAACAUCCGGCGUGUCCAGCAAUGAGCACGCAGUCGAAGUUUUUGAGGAAGACACCGAAGCCCAGGUGGCUGGCGAAGUGUCUGACGGUGACUCUAAGCCCAUCGUCGAUGAAGCUUCAGGUCACUCUGAAACCACCGUACCCCAGCCCGGGGACGAAGAGCAGACGGUAGACCUGGAGCCAGAGCCAGUGUGUUCCGACGACGAUGCAGAGGUGGCCGAGAAACAGCUGACCAGGGCUCAGCCGUUCGACGCUUGUAUAGUACCCCUGAAGUCCCUGACGGAUGCCCAGCUGGCUCUGCACGAGGAGCGCAUGGCUCACAUUGCCGAAGGCGACUCCGGCCAGGCUGCAGGCGGUCCGGUGGGCAGUCCUGUAAAGGCCAAGAGAAGCAAACCGGCGGGGUCCUCGGGUCUGUCCAGGAGCGUGACUCCCAACCCCCGCAUACGCUGCGACGACUGCGGCUUUGUGGCGGACGGCCUGAGCGGCCUCAAUGUGCACAUCUCCAUGAAGCACCCGUCCAAGGAGAAGCACUUCCACUGCAUGCUCUGUGGCAAGUCGUUCUACACGGAGAGCAACCUUCAGCAGCACCUGACCAGCGCCGCCCACCAGCGCAACGAGCAGGCCAGCAUCGAGGAGCUCCCAGAGGGCGGCGCCACCUUCAAGUGUGUCAAGUGCACAGACCCGUUCGAGACCGAGCAGGAGCUCUUCGUGCACAUCAAGGAGAAGCACGAGGAACUGCUGCGCGAGGUCAACAAGUAUGUUCUGGAGGACACUGAGCAGAUCAACCGCGAGCGCGAGGAGAACCAGGGGAACGUGUGCAAGCACUGCGGCAAGGUGUGCAAGAGCAGCAACUCCAUGGCCUUCCUGGCGCAUGUCCGAACUCACACAGGAUCCAAACCAUUCAAGUGCAAGAUCUGCAGCUUUUCCACGGCCCAGCUGGGUGACGCCAGGAACCAUGUCAGGAGGCACCUGGGCAUGAGAGAGUACAAAUGCCACAUCUGUGGGUGGGCCUUUGUGAUGAAGAAGCACCUGAGCACUCACCUGUUGGGGAAGCAUGGACUGGGCCAGCCCAAAGAAAGGAAAUUUGAGUGUGAUGUGUGCGAGCGGUCGUUCAGUGAGAAGUGGGCUCUGAACAACCACAUGAAGCUGCAUACGGGAGACAAGCCCUACAAGUGCGCCUGGCCUGCCUGCCACUAUGCCUUCCUCACCCUCUCCGCCAUGAAGGACCACUACCGAACACACACUGGAGAGAAAUCCUUCCUGUGUGACCUCUGUGGUUUUGCCGGCGGCACAAGACACGCCCUCACCAAACAUCGUCGCCAGCAUACAGGAGAACGACCUUUCAAAUGUCAGCUGUGCAGCUUCGCCUCCACCACCCAGUCCCACUUGACCCGCCACAAGCGUGUUCACACCGGGGAGAAGCCCUACCGAUGCCCCUGGUGCGAAUACAGAUCCAACUGUGCGGAGAACAUCCGGAAGCACAUCCUGCACACAGGAAAGCACGAGGGAGUGAAAAUGUAUAACUGCCCCAAGUGUGACUUUGGCACCAACGGCCCCAUGGACUUCAGGAACCAUCUGAAAGAGCAUCACCCCGACAUUGAGAACCCGGACCUGGCCUACCUGCAUGCAGGUAUCGUGUCCAAGUCGUUCGAGUGUCGUCUGAAGGGCCAGGGGGCCACAUUCGUGGAGGCGGAUGCUGCGUUCGACGGGACCUCCCCGGUGCGGCGGGUGGACCGGCUGGGAAGCCAGGAUGGGGUCCAGCAAGUGAUAAUCAUCCAAGGCUAUGGCAGCGGGGAGAUGGCUAUCGACCAGGCCCUAGAGGAGUCGGCCGCCGCCACCCUGCGAGAUCUGGCCAUGUCGGGCCAAGUGGCAGAAGUCCUCCACAUCACCGAAGACGGCCAAGUUAUCUCCUCGGGGAGGGAGGUGUCCGCAGGCGGAGCACAUCAUCUGUCCGGAGGCACCACCCAGUACGUCCUGCUGGAGUCGGGCGGGUCUGCAGGAGGAGCCAUACACCAUGGGGGCGGGGCAAUACACCGCCACAUGGUGUCGGAGUCGUCCAGCGCUCUGGACGCCCUGCUCAGCGCCGUCAGCGAGAUGGGCCAACAGGAAGAGGAUGGCCGUGAGGUUGUUACCCAGGAUUCGGUGUCCGAGGUCAUGGAGAGAGUGGACGAGGAGGAGAUGGAGGUUGAGGAGGUAAAGGUGGAGGAGGAGGUGUGCGAGGAGCAGCAGGUGGUGCAGGAGGUGCUGCAGUUUGCCGCCAGCCAGCUGAUGAUGAAGGAGGGGGUGACCCAGGUGAUUGUCAACGACGAGGGGACCCACUACAUCGUGACGGAACUGGACAACAAUACACUCCAGGUGGAAGGGACCGUGUACGCCCAACACCAGGGAGGGGAGGAUGAGCAGCAUGGUGAGGGGGCUUCAGAGGGCCAGGCUGGGGAGAGAUUGGUCUAUUACUUGGAUGGAGCUCCACACAACGUGGUCCUGGAGAAGAUGGAUGUGGACUAGUCACCGGUGUUAAGACUUGGUGAAGAAUCUCAGUUCUAUGAUAACUCGCGUUCUUCUCCAAACCCAAGGGAUUAGAUGUUAUUGGCGAGGGACCUCUGAACCUUUUCCUCCAGUACGUUUUAAAGAGGGAUGAGAGGAGAAAAGACUUUGAGAAAUCGUUUAAACUCUACCUUCUGGAACUCCGAAAACCCUGCCGAAAAGUCUUCCUCAUUGUGUAUUUCUGAAGAUUAGAGCAUGUUCUUUUUUUCAUUUCAUAUAACUUCAUCUCCAUUUUGCAACAAUUAACUCAGGAUAACCUUCACAUCUAGGCUGUUACAGUGAGGGGCAAAGGAUUUGGUGCUAAAAUUAUUUAACAUCAUUAUAAGCCAAAUGCCAGAACUAUCAUGAUUGGGAGAAUAUUCAAUAUUUCCUCAUGGCUAUAGAUUGAAAUAGUCGACUAGUCAUAAUCCCCAUAAAGUCCAGCAGCAAAAUGUGAUAGUGGUACUUUUUGCAUUUCACCAUUCAUAUAUUCCAUAAGGAAUUUUAGAAUUGCUUCAAAUGAUGCUCGUGUUUCAUUUAGUCUUAACCCAGCUUGGCGUUUUGACAGCUGUGUGAAUCAGGACAAGAUAUAACAUAUUUGCUUCAAUUAUCUCUACAAACAAAUACAUGUAUUUUCUUUUAUUUUGCCAAUUUGUCGUAAGGUUUUAUGGGUGUCUGUUCAAUAAAAUUUACGAUUAUUUCCAGCUGGAUAUGUCUCCAUUAUUUAGAAAUGUAAAACAGUUCUGAUGUUUGAUUGUAGAGUAUCGACUGCUACAUGUUCCAUUCCUAUAUGAUUUUAAUUAAGUUGUGAAUUAUUUUGCUAUUUUAAAUUAAAUAUUUAAUUGUUAUAGUUUAUUUAAAAGGUAUGUCAAAUGUGGUUCAUAGAAAAUCUGUAACAUUUUGUUAUCACAUACUCGAUCUAGCACCAAUAUUAUUUUGGUCAGGCAUUCAGUAUAUCCAGGCUGCUGAUUGGUCUAAACCCAAGAACAAUCCUCCUGUUCAUCAGGAUGUGUUAGAAUUGUAGGAUGCCUGUAUUGUUUGGCAUCAUUUAUUAGUCCCAUUACUGUGUGUGAAUCAAAUUAAAUUGUCUCAGAGUUAUGUUUUGACAGAAUAGCAUAGACAUUUUGUGAGUUUCUAAUUAUUACAAUUUAAUUUGCUGCACAUUUUUAUUAGAAAAUGUACUGCUCUUAGUUAAUGUACAUUUAUUUUCUGUAAAACAUUAUGACACAUGCAAUGAACAUCCACCAAUAAAAGCUAAAUCUCA